Betta splendens (Siamese fighting fish) is the source of this 2562-nucleotide messenger RNA. RefSeq names its product asparaginase and isoaspartyl peptidase 1 (gene asrgl1). The transcript has 8 exons. Bases 391 to 1347 code for a protein of 318 amino acids. NCBI's taxonomy places the organism in Eukaryota, Metazoa, Chordata, Actinopteri, Anabantiformes, Osphronemidae. The record is from RefSeq and is a predicted model, not a curated record. Gene Ontology annotation, molecular function: asparaginase activity.
AACUGUUUGAGAGUUAAAGAUCUGAGUCAGUUCAAAGAAUCGGACUUCCCAUCUCUAAAAGCAACCCCUCUAUUGUGAGCCUUGCCUUUCUUCCCAUAAGGCAGGCUCCACCACCUUCUAGGAGGAACCAACAUAGGAGGGAGUAUGAUGGCUAAACAAAAAGGCUGAGGAGUGUUUAUGGUAUAUAUGGUAAAAUGCAUGUGGAAUGCAUGCUUGUGGAAUGUCACAUGCUUACUGGACAAUAAAGCCUGUGAAAGAGAGAGAGACAGAGACAGAGAGAGAGCGGGAGAGAGAGACAGAGAAUGAGAAUCUGAUUAUCUCCAAGCAAAGCUCGCGUCGUGCAAAGCUGCGUUCCAGUAGGUGGAUCAUCAGGGUGAGGGGCUGUCAGACAUGUUGCCAGUUGUGGUUGUGCAUGGAGGGGCAGGUUUCGUUCCAAGACAACGGUCAGAAUUAUCAGUUUCAGGGGUGUGCUCAGCAGCUGGAUCAGCAUAUGGCAUUCUCAAGGGAGGGGGCAGCAGCAUGGAUGCAGUGGUGAAUGCUGUGACCCUGUUGGAAAAUAACCCUGCCUUUAACGCAGGGAUUGGGUCAGUGCUGAAUGUUAGAGGAGAUAUCGAGAUGGAUGCCCUUGUGAUGGAUGGGAAAACUUUAGCUAGUGGUGCUGUGUCAGCUGUACGCAACAUAGCUAACCCUACUCAGUUGGCAAGACUGGUUAUGGAGAAGACGAGUCAUGCAUGUCUGACAGCAGAGGGUGCCAGUCAGUUUGCCCGGGCCAUGGGCAUCCCCGAGGUCCCCGUGGAGUCCCUCAUCACAGACUACUCUCGUAUGCGGUGGCAAAAGAACCUGGCUGCUGAUGCUAACCCUGUGGAGUGCCAAAUGGGGAAGAUGGGCACAGUUGGAGCUGUAGCAGUUGAUACCGAGGGAAAUAUAGCCUGUGCAACCUCCACAGGUGGAAUGCUGAAUAAGAUGGUGGGGCGGGUGGGUGAUACCCCCUGUAUAGGAAGUGGAGGUUAUGCUGACAACAACAUAGGAGCAGUUUCUACUACAGGCCAUGGAGAAACAAUCAUGAAAGUUACACUGGCAAGAUUAAUCCUGUUCAACAUGGAGAAAGGUCAGUCAGUGGAGGCAGCCAGUGAUUCGGGUCUGGCCUUAAUGAAGUCCAGAGUGGAUGGGCUAGGUGGGGUGAUCACAGUGGAUCCCCAAGGCCACUGGGCCGCUCGCUUCUCCAGCCUUCAAAUGGCCUGGGCUGCGGCACAAAGCGACACACUGCACUAUGGGCUUUACACUGGAGAGCAUUUUACACAGAACAUUGAUGAUCCCGAGUCACACUACCCAAAAUACAAAGCUUAGCUUUUAUUAUUUGUCAAAAUCAAUAAAUUGAUAUCAUAGUUUACUUUUUAUACCUAUUCUUUUCCUUUAACUUUUCAUUUGAUGGAAAAUGAAUUUAAAAAAAUUAAAUUAAAAUUCAAAAAGGGUUAAUCACAGUGAAUCAGUCAGUGGCUGGGGUACUUAGCUCUGGAUUCUGGGUGCUGUUCUAACUGUUUGAGUUUCCUCAGGUCUGUGGGUUCGUCAGACCAAAGACAUCCUUUUAAUUGCUACGGUACCUCUCUGUAAACCACCGCGUCUACUUCUAUAUGCCAGCUCUGUGAUGCAACAAUAAUUUGUCCGGGAUCUCGUCUGCCUCUUUCACAGUGAUAGUUUCUUGAUAGAUCGUGAUGGUCUUUUACAAGGAAAGGCUGUUAGGAUAAUGGAUGUAUGUAUUACAAUGUCCUACUAUUUAAUAGAAAAACACUGACCCAUGGAUAAAUUAGUAAUAGUAUUUACUUAAAAUUAAAUUUUUAUUUGUAACUCAAACGAAAAAAAACAUUGAUUUCAUGAUCCUAAUGUAAAGACUCAAAGUGGUUCCUCAAUACUGACAAGCUUUUGUUUAAAAAUAUCUGACACAUGUUGUGUCCGGAAAACACUGGUAUCUUGAGCAUUGUGUGUUUCUUGCUACCUUUCCAUACUGUAUAUUUGUGCAACCAGGUGCAUUAAUGUGUUAAGCUCUGACUGGAUUCAAUCUCAUCCACUAGAUGGUGGUGUUUUAAUACGAUACAUCAGACACAAACACAGUUCAUGACAUAAGCUUAACUAUAACAAACCUGUAGUACUCAGUACAUAAUCCUACAGUAUUACUGCUACAUGAAGCAUGACAUUCUUGGUUUCAUUUGUAAAUGCACAUUGUUUAGCAUUAGUGACAUUAUGCUUUUAGCAUCUGGGUAGUUUGUGUUCUAGGACCCUUUAUAGCUAAGCUUAUACAGUAUUGUCAUGUCACUGUCCGAUGAAGCCACUAUUGUAUCUUAAAAACACUCAAGUUCUAGCCAUGAAUGAGAGUUUUGUGAAUUAGAACUCAACAGACUAUGCACCUCUGGUUUUCUCCCUUUAAUGUGAGGACAUACAUCAUUUUAUGUUGUUUUUGUAUUUGCGUUUUUCAACUUUAUUUAGUUCAGGGACACUAUUUUUUCUGGUUUCCUUAAAAUUUUAUUUUAAUUUUAAAUAUAUUAAAUUAAAAAUAUAUAUUUUCGA